CUUCCAUUCUCUUCCUCUCUCUCUCUCUCUCUCUCUCUCUCUCUCUCUUCACUCUUCCAUUCUCCACUCCACCCCCUUCUAUCCUUCUUGAGUUGUGGUCAGCUGUUUGCUGCUGCUCUCAUUAUUUGAUGUGUUGAGGCCUUAUACCCCUCGCAUAGAGAGCUACCAUCAUGAUCUCCACCCGCUUUGCGCGCAUGGGUGCGCUGGGCCCCAAGUCCCGUCUGUUCCUCGGGGCUCGGGGUCUGGCCACCGCCGGUUCCAACCCCCUCGACCGCAAGGUCGAGAUGACCAACUUCGAGAAGGGCAACUACAUCAACUACAAGAAGAUGUCCGAGAACCUUGACGUCGUUCGCCGUCGUCUGAGCCGCCCUCUCACCUACGCCGAGAAGGUUCUCUACUCUCACUUGGACGACCCGCACGGACAGGACCUCCAGCGUGGUGUCUCCUACCUGAAGCUCCGUCCCGACCGUGUUGCUUGCCAGGAUGCCACCGCCCAGAUGGCUAUCCUGCAGUUCAUGUCGGCCAACAUGCCCUCCGUUGCCACCCCCUCCACCGUCCACUGCGACCACUUGAUUGAGGCUCAGCUUGGCGGUGACAAGGAUCUGGCUCGUGCCAACGACAUCAACAAGGAGGUCUACGACUUCCUUGCCUCUUCCACUGGCAAGUACAACAUCGGUUUCUGGAAGCCCGGUUCCGGUAUCAUCCACCAGAUCAUCCUGGAGAACUACGCUUUCCCCGGUGGUCUGAUGAUCGGUACCGACUCUCACACCCCCAACGCUGGUGGUCUCGCCAUGGCCGCCAUCGGUGUCGGUGGUGCUGAUGCCGUCGAUGUCAUGGCUGGUCUCCCCUGGGAGCUGAAGGCCCCCAAGGUCAUCGGUGUCAAGCUCACCGGUGAGAUGUCCGGCUGGACCUCGCCUAAGGAUAUCAUCCUGAAGGUCGCUGGUCUCCUGACCGUCAAGGGUGGUACUGGUGCCAUCAUCGAGUACCACGGUCCCGGUGUCAACAACCUGUCUUGCACUGGUAUGGGUACCAUUUGCAACAUGGGUGCUGAGAUUGGUGCCACCACCUCCAUGUUCCCCUUCAACGACCGCAUGUACGACUACCUGAAGGCCACCAAGCGUACCGACAUUGGUAACUUCGCCCGCGACUACGCCAAGGAGCUCCGUGAGGACGAGGGUGCCGAGUAUGACCAGCUCAUCGAGAUCAACCUGUCCGAGCUGGAGCCCCACGUCAACGGUCCCUUCACCCCCGAUCUGGCUACCCCCAUCUCCAAGUUCGCCGAGGCCGUCGAUGCCAACGGCUGGCCCGAGGAGCUCAAGGUCGGUCUGAUCGGCUCUUGCACCAACUCCUCCUACGAGGAUAUGUCCCGUGCCGCCUCGAUUGCCCGUAACGCUCUGGACCACGGUGUCAAGUCCAAGGCCCUGUUCACCGUUACCCCCGGUUCCGAGCAGAUCCGCGCCACCAUCGAGCGUGAUGGUCAGCUGCAGACCCUGGAGGAGUUCGGCGGUGUCAUCCUGGCCAACGCCUGCGGUCCCUGCAUCGGUCAGUGGGACCGUAAGGACGUGAAGAAGGGUGAGCCCAACUCCAUCAUCUCGUCCUACAACCGUAACUUCACGGGCCGUAACGACGCCAACCCCGCCACCCACGCCUUCGUCGCUUCCCCCGACCUGGUCGUCGCCAUGUGCGUUGCUGGCACCCUCAAGUUCAACCCCCUCACCGACAAGGUGAAGGACAAGGAUGGCAACGAGUUCCUGCUCGCGCCCCCCACCGGCGACGGUCUCCCCAGCCAGGGCUACGACCCCGGCCGUGACACCUACCAGGCUCCCCCCAAGGACCGCGAGUCCAUCAGCGUCGCUGUCUCCCCCGAGAGUGACCGCCUGCAGAUCCUGGCCGGCUUCCAGGCCUGGAAUGGCCAGGAUGCCAAGGACCUCCCCAUCCUGAUCAAGUGCGAGGGCAAGACCACCACUGAUCACAUCUCCAUGGCUGGCCCAUGGUUGAAGUACCGUGGCCACUUGGACAACAUCUCCAACAACAUGCUGAUCGGUGCCGUCAACGCCGAGAACGGCGAGGCCAACAAGGUCAAGAACUGCUUCACCGGCAAGUACGACGCCGUGCCCGCCACUGCCCGUGACUACAAGGCCCGUGGCAUCCAGUGGGUUGUCAUCGGUGACUGGAACUACGGUGAGGGUAGCUCCCGUGAGCACGCCGCUCUGGAGCCCCGCCACCUGGGUGGUCUGGCCAUCAUCACCCGCUCCUUCGCCCGUAUCCACGAGACCAACCUGAAGAAGCAGGGUAUGCUGCCCCUGACCUUCUCCGACCCCGCCGACUACGACAAGAUCCAGCCCGAGGACAAGGUUGACCUGCUGGCCACCGAGCUCGAGGUCGGCAAGCCCGUGACCCUCCGCGUCCACCCCAAGGAUGGCAAGACCUAUGACAUCUCGCUGAGCCACACUUUCAACGAGUCCCAGCUCGAGUGGUUCCGGGACGGCUCCGCCCUGAACACCAUGGCCCGCAAGGCCGCUGGCAACUAAAGUUGUGAUUGCUGAACGCAGACGCAGCCGUUGCUGAUGGGAUUCUUUGUACCAUAUGCUCACUCUGCUUCGGUCCCUCCAGACCGGGACAGAUCCCGGGGUCCGUCGUCUCCACGGCGGUCUCCACAGCGACUGCGGCUUCUUGUCGCGGGUGAGAUCUUCCAAUGAAGGGAGCUGUGGAGUCAGUUGUGAAAAAUUUCUUAACGAUAUUCUUUUGAUGGCACUACCUUUUUUUAUUUCCUUGUUUAAUCCGUCGAGAGUUUGGGUGGGGCUACCAUGGAUAUAGUCCUUGUGUUUUGUUUAAACUAUAUCAUCUCUUGUAUGUUAGGGACUGCAUGCAUUUUUUCAUUGUUCA
Molecule: messenger RNA, 2886 nt
Organism: Aspergillus campestris IBT 28561
Lineage: Eukaryota; Fungi; Ascomycota; Eurotiomycetes; Eurotiales; Aspergillaceae
Gene: acoA
Product: aconitate hydratase ACO1
Exons: 6
Coding region: 171-2531 (786 amino acids)
Biological process (GO): tricarboxylic acid cycle
Cellular component (GO): cytosol; mitochondrion
Molecular function (GO): 4 iron, 4 sulfur cluster binding; aconitate hydratase activity
Source: RefSeq, a predicted model, not a curated record